CCUGUCCCCGGCCCCCGCCAGAGCCAGCCGGGGAGCGAGCCAGCGGAGAAGCCAGCCAAGGAAGACCGGAAAUGGCGGAGCUGCCUGUCUCGGAGAUCCCGGGGGACCUGGCCCACUGCAGUGGGCGCUUCACCAUCAGCACCCUGCUGGGCACCGAGGACUGCAGCAAAGGGCACUCUGCCCACCAGGCCGAGCCGCCCCCCGCGGUCUCCGACGCCUGUCACCCCAGUCACCUCACCCACAGCAACACUUUCUAUAUGAGGACCUUCGGCUACAACACCAUCGACGUCGUGCCCGCCUACGAGCACUACGCCAACAGCCAGCUCCCCGGGGAGGUCAAGAAGGGCAGACCCACCCUGGCCGACCUCCAUUCUUUCCUGAAGCAGGAAGGCAGCCACCUGCACUCUCUGGUUUUUGAGGGCCGCCCCAGUCCCGAUCUGGCCGACGGGCUGGUGGAGGAGGAGGAGGACGGCGGUGGCGGCGGCGGCGAGGCCGGGGAGAAGCCACCAGCAGAGCCUGUGCGCUUUGGAUGGGUGAAGGGGGUGAUGGUGCGCUGCAUGCUCAACAUCUGGGGCGUGAUCCUCUACCUGCGCCUCCCCUGGAUCACCGCCCAGGCUGGCAUUGCCCUGACAUGGGUGAUCGUCCUGCUGUCGGUGACGGUGACCACCAUCACGGGACUGUCCAUCUCAGCCAUCUCCACCAACGGCAAAGUCAAGUCAGGUGGCACCUACUUCCUCAUCUCAAGGAGCCUGGGGCCGGAGCUGGGUGGCUCCAUCGGGCUCAUCUUCGCCUUCGCCAACGCGGUGGCCGUGGCCAUGCACACAGUGGGCUUCGCCGAGACGGUGCGGGACCUGCUGCAGGAAUACGGCUCGCCCAUCGUGGACCCGACCAAUGACAUCCGCAUCAUCGGGGUAAUAACAGUCACGGUGCUGCUGGCCAUCUCCCUAGCCGGCAUGGAGUGGGAGUCCAAGGCCCAGGUGCUGUUCUUCCUGGUCAUCAUGGUUUCCUUCGCCAACUACUUUGUGGGGACGCUGAUUCCGCCCUCGGAGGAGAAGGCCUCUAAGGGUUUCUUCAGCUACCGAGCGGAUAUCUUUGCCCAGAACUUUGUGCCCAACUGGCGAGGGGCUGAGGGCAGUUUCUUUGGGAUGUUCUCCAUCUUCUUCCCGUCAGCCACUGGCAUCUUGGCUGGUGCCAACAUCUCGGGUGAUCUGAAGGAUCCUGCCGUGGCCAUUCCCAAGGGCACCCUGAUGGCCAUAUUCUGGACCACCAUCUCCUACCUGGCCAUCUCCGCCACCAUCGGCUCCUGCGUGGUCCGUGAUGCAUCCGGGGGGCUGAAUGACACCGUGCCCGUGGGGUCCCCUGACUGCGAGGGGCUGGCCUGUGCCUAUGGCUGGAACUUCACCCAGUGCGUGCAGGGACAAAACUGCCACUACGGGCUCAGCAACUAUUACCAGACCAUGAGCAUGGUGUCUGGCUUCGCUCCCCUCAUCACGGCAGGCAUCUUCGGAGCCACCCUCUCUUCCGCCCUGGCCUGCUUGGUUUCAGCCGCCAAGGUCUUCCAGUGCCUGUGUGAGGACCAGCUCUACCCGCUGAUUGGCUUCUUCGGGAAAGGCUACGGCAAGAACAACGAGCCCAUCCGGGGCUACCUGCUGGCCUACGCCAUUGCCGUCGGCUUCAUCCUGAUUGCUGAACUGAAUGCCAUCGCUCCCAUCAUCUCCAACUUCUUCCUGUGCUCCUACGCACUCAUCAACUUCAGCUGCUUCCACGCCUCCAUCACCAAUUCUCCAGGGUGGAGACCGUCGUUCAGAUACUACAGCAAGUGGGCAGCUCUGUUUGGGGCGGUCAUCUCUGUGGUCAUCAUGUUCCUUCUCACCUGGUGGGCAGCUCUCAUCGCCAUCGCCAUCGUCAUCUUUUUGCUGGGCUACGUUCUCUACAAGAAGCCAGAAGUGAACUGGGGCUCCUCGGUGCAGGCAGGGUCUUACAAUAUGGCCCUCAACUAUUCCGUGGGACUCAAUGAAGUGGAGGAGCACAUUAAGAACUACAGACCCCAAUGCCUGGUCCUGACUGGGCCACCCAACUUCCGGCCGGCCCUGGUGGACUUUGUGGGCACGUUCACCAGGAAUCUAAGUCUGAUGAUCUGCGGGAAUGUGCUCAUCGGGCCCCGGAAACAGAAGAUGCCGGAGCUCCGACUCUCUUCCAAUGGGCACACAAAGUGGCUGAAUAAGAGGAGGAUCAAGUCUUUCUACACAGACGUGAUAGCUGAGGAUUUUCGGAGCGGAGUCCAGAUACUAAUGCAGGCCUCAGGUCUUGGGAGGAUGAAGCCAAAUAUCCUGGUGAUUGGCUACAAAAGGAACUGGCAGUCCGCCCACCCAGGGGCCCUGGAGGAUUACAUCGGGAUCCUGCAUGACGCUUUCGAUUUCAAGUACGGGGUCUGCGUAAUGAGGAUGAGAGACGGGCUCAACGUGUCCAAAGUGAUGCAGGCCCAUAUAGUUAACCCUGUGUUUGAUCCAGAGCACGGGAAAGAGGCCAGAACGAACGGGGCCCUGCCGGCCAUCAAUAACACAAUGGACCCGGGUGUCCUGGAUGGUGAACAGCAGGCAAGCACUAUCUUCCAGUCUGAACAAGGCAAGAAGACUAUUGAUAUCUACUGGCUCUUUGAUGAUGGAGGCCUCACCCUCCUGAUCCCAUACCUCCUUGGUCGCAAGAAGAGGUGGAGCAAGUGCAAGAUACGAGUGUUUGUCGGAGGGCAGAUCAACAGGAUGGAUGAGGAGAGAAAGGCGAUCAUCUCUCUGUUGAGCAAAUUCCGAUUAGGAUUCCACGAAGUCCAUGUUCUGCCAGACAUCAACCAGAUGCCCCGCCCCGAACACACCAAAAGGUUUGAGGAUCUAAUCGCUCCCUUCAGGCUGAACGACGGCUUCAAGGAUGAGGCCACCGUCAACGAGAUGCGGCACGACUGCCCCUGGAAGAUUUCCGAUGAAGAGAUUACCAAGCACAAAAUCAAGUCCCUUCGACAGGUGAGGCUGAAUGAGAUUUUGCUGGACUACUCUCGUGAUGCUGCACUCAUUGUCAUAACCUUGCCUGUGGGAAGGAAGGGGAAAUGCCCAAGUUCCCUGUACAUGGCCUGGCUGGAGACCUUGUCCCAGGAUCUGAGACCGCCUGUUAUCCUGACCAGAGGAAACCAAGAAAAUGUCCUGACUUUUUACUGCCAGUAAAACCGCACCUUAUCCCGGUCGCCAGAUGGAGGCUUGACAAAACUGAUCUCUUCCUCAUGUUUUAUUGUUUGUGUUGAUGUUCAAGCGAAGGCACAAACAAGCUUGUUUCCAAA
Tachyglossus aculeatus (Australian echidna) is the source of this 3325-nucleotide messenger RNA. RefSeq names its product solute carrier family 12 member 3 (gene SLC12A3). The record is from RefSeq and is a predicted model, not a curated record. NCBI's taxonomy places the organism in Eukaryota, Metazoa, Chordata, Mammalia, Monotremata, Tachyglossidae. The transcript has 26 exons. Gene Ontology annotation, molecular function: sodium:potassium:chloride symporter activity. Gene Ontology annotation, cellular component: membrane. Bases 72 to 3212 code for a protein of 1046 amino acids. Gene Ontology annotation, biological process: chloride transmembrane transport; sodium ion transmembrane transport; potassium ion homeostasis.